AUGAUGAUGUUCAUGGCGGCGGAAAGAAGAGUGUUUGGUUAUGGUACCAUUAUUAUGCCUCACAUUAUCCUCAAAUCAUUCUCAUCAAAUGUUGUGGCUGCUCUUCCUUUCCCUUGUCAUCCACUUCUGUUUCCAAAUCUCGCCUUCAGACUUUUCAGUAGUAUACUUCAUAUUCUAAUCGAUAUCAAAAGUUAUGCGGGUGCCAUUACCAUUUUCAAAGACAUACCACUUUCAAUGUUUGAGGCAUUUGAGGUUUUGAUCGAAAGGCUCUCUGAGUCUGAGGCUGGGAACACUACAGAAGCUUUGAGCUAUUGGUCAUUCGGUCUCCUACGUGAGAUGAAUGCGAAAGGCAAUGUACCGACAGAUUGCACUUAUGUAGUCGUGAUCAGAGGAACAUUCAACAAUUUGAUGAAUGGCCUGUACAUGAAAGGUCUACUGGAGGAUGCUCAACAACUUUUCGUCGCAAUGGAAGAAAGUGGGUGCGAGCCAAAUGAAACUACUUCCAAUAUCAUUUUGAAAGUACUUGUUAAGUUACGUAGAUACGAUGAUAUUGCUAUUUAUCUUGAAGAAAUGAUUAAGCAAGAUUUUGGUUUGAUCAUAGAUAUCUCAGUUGUGUUAUGGAAGUUAAUUCGUCGGGAAGACAAUGUUUCUGAUAGGGUUCUUCAGAAGUUAGAUCCCAGUGCAACAGUUAUUUCAUUUCGAUCCGGGUAA
Oldenlandia corymbosa var. corymbosa is the source of this 711-nucleotide messenger RNA. The record is from the annotation of a GenBank genome assembly. Lineage: Eukaryota; Viridiplantae; Streptophyta; Magnoliopsida; Gentianales; Rubiaceae.